GCAGUUGUGGUACAGUAUCCUUGAUUUCAGUACAGACAAUGUGGAAAAUGUUAUAGUUUAUUAAAAAAAAUCAUUAUAAACAUAAUUUUGUAAUUUUAUUCCAGUUUUUAGCCAUUGCGCAUUUAGCGCCGUUUAGCGCAACACCAAAAAAAUCGCAGCAAAUGCAAUUCACAUUCAAUAUUUCGGAGUUAAAAAUGUGUAUAGAACCAAUUAACAUGAUCAUUAACAUUAUCUGUUUUAAUACUAUCCGUUUUAAUUCACGGCCAAUCAAAAUUGUGUACGGAUGUCAUUGGACAAUAAAAUGGCAUGAUAUGACGUAAUUGGCGAAACCACGCCCAUUUAGCUCGUUUACUCGACAGCUCAUUGGCUAGCCCCAUUCUUGUAUCACGUGACUGUUGAAAGUGGGCUGGCUGGCCACGCCCCUAUGCUAACUUUUUGAUGGAGUGUGAUAGCCAAUCGAUUAACAACUACUUGGUUUAAUAAACUUUGAAGGUAUCGCAAAAAUAUGUAAUCUGAACACUACCUGAACAAAAACUGAUUUUGUUUAUUGGAGAUAAAACGCUAUUUAUCGUUUUAAAGUAAAACCGUUCCCAUUGGUCAGUUCAGGGCAGUAUGCAAAUUAGACACAAUACGUCAUAUCCUGAACUUGAGCGCCAUUUUUUUCUCUUUAGUGGAAGAAAGGGACAAAAGCUGGAGCAGAAAUAACUUGUAUAAACAGUACGUUUGCAAUUUUCGUGUUUAUACUCCAUAAGUUUGUGUGUACUGCUGUGCGCUCAGUGGCGAGGGAGCGUUUUAAUGACUGUGCGUGAGCUGCACCGGCAGUAGGCGCAGUCAUCGACGCACACACAGUGAGCAGUCACAUCGGUGGAGGAGACAGCGACCACUAUCAACACUGCUGGAUUUGGACGAGCCCAUUCCCCAAUCUUCCUGGAGGAAAUAUGUAUCAACUUCCAGUUACAAGUGUGGACAAAAUUCGGAAGGCGCGGAGAUCUGUUAAAAAGGUCCUUGGUGAUAUCGGCCUUGAGGACUGCCAGGAGUAUCUCAAGAGUCUUAAUGAAAACUCAGAGAAAAAUUCAGAUGACGAAGAUGCAUUUGAGGACACAGAGUGGGUUGAUUUCACAGAAGGAUUCAAUGGAAGAAUGGAAAAGAGGUGGCCUUACCGUUCUCGGAGUCUGUGUUGUGCCAUGUGCAAGUACUCGACACAAAAUCUCUACAACUUCAGGAGCCAUGUCUCAAGAUGUCAUUCCUUUAUGCAGUCCCUCUGUUCUCUGGCAGUGUGUGCACACUGCUCCUUCACUGGCCACCCCAAGGUCCUCAGAAAACAUGCAUACCUCUUUCAUGGUCAAACUCUAAAAGACUCACCACAAACAACAGAAAGGGCUGUCACUCACCGUGCAAAUGAGAGGUACAACUGUCAGAGAUGUGGAUUCCCAACCUCUUUAAUAUUUGCACUGAAGAAACAUAUUAUUCUGAAGCAUCUUGGGAAGCUGGCUGAGAAAUAUAUAGGAUACAGAUAUAUGAGCCAGGGAGGAAAAACUAUGAAGAUAUACUGCUGCAAAAUGUGUAAAGGAAACACAGGCACCUUGGACCAAAUGCUGCAUCACAUGUUGGUUUCACCAACACACUAUAACGUUAGUACACAAGUACAAUCUUACAUUUAUGAGAACAAGAACUAUGUCCCCAAACCAACAGUCAAUGGAAAUGGAGGAAUAUUUCUCACACUUCCAAACAUUAUUUCAAAAGCACAGCAACAGCAACCUCAGCUGUUAAACACUAACACUUUGGUGUUACCAACCAAUGGACAGUCUGCAGGAACUGUAUUGACUCUACAAGGAACUCCAAACAGUGCAACUCUUAUAUGUGCUCCGGGAAGUAACCAGGCCUUUCUGCCCCCUCAAGCCUCUGCUCUGGUGCAGUUAGCUAGUGCCGAAGCUAAAGGCUUGCUUCAGCCUGGUGCCACCAUAACACUGCAAGGUACUUUGCCACAAGGGCAGUCUAUCCAGAUUCCCACUGUCUCCAAUGUGGCCAUCAAGUCAGCAGCGUUACCUCUGGUUCAAGCUCCUGCUCAACCAAAACCCGUUCAUCAAACACAGCCCAUGCUACUUGCUUCUGGACUACAAGCCAAUGGGACAGCUCUUGCUGCAACUGCUGUGAAGCCUGCAGUAACGACACACAUAACAGCCCCAAAUACACCUACCCUACAGGGUACAAUGUUGACUUCACAAUCACUCCUAAGUCACCUAAUACCAACUGGUAACAGGGUGAAUGGCAUGCCAACAUAUACAUUUGCACCAUUGCAGGUUACAUUGCCUGUAUCUCAAAGCACAUCCAUACCUCUUCAGCCCAUUGAGCAAUCAAACAACUCACAAGUAAAGAAAUGGGUCACUUGUCCCCACUGCAAUGAACUGUUCCCUUCGAAUGUCUUUGAUAUGCACACAGAGGUAGUGCACCAAGUUAAAUCUACUCCAGACAAGUCUGAACAUCUGGUUGCUCGAGCACCUUUCCUGAAGAAAAUGGCAGAUAAAUCCAUGAAAUGUCUAAUGUGCAAGAUUCUGGUCACUGAGACGACAAUCUUCCAGCAUCUGCUGCAUGGUUUGAAUUGUGUGUCUUGCCCAUCUGUGUUCUUCUCAAUCAAACAGCUAUCUGAACAUGUAAAACAACAUAAUCCAACAAGUAAAGCCUACAGUGAUUUCCUCAAACUCAAUUGCAAAAUAUACAGUCAAAGUCCAGGGGUGCUUUCAUUUCCGCACUUUGAUGUACAGACAACUGGCCCAAAAGAAGUGCUUGGAGAUAAUGAGGUUCAUCUGGCUCUCAUCACAAGUACAAACGAACACAUGUAUUUUAAAUUAAAGCCGUGCAUCAAAUCUAGCUCCAGUACUGGGCCUGUUAAAGUCAGCAGCACCUAUUGUCCAUUUUGUGAUGAAAAGUCUUCCAGUGAAGCUAAACACCUGCAGCAUCUCAAACAGAAACAUUUUGUGGCACCGACUAUCCAUGCCAUUCUUCAGACUGAAGCCUUCAAGUGCAUUUACUGCAAUGGCGUGUACACAGGGAAGGUGACGCAACAGGCUGUGAUGCUUCACAUUCAGCGCUGCCGUUGCUCCCCCAAACAGCCACAGCCUUCCAAACCUGUACCAGAACCCUCCAGAACAACCAUGACUAUAACAAGAGCUGCUCCUGCAAAACCUGUUCCACAAAUGACAAACAAAUCAUCUGGUCUCUACUUCCUUCAAGUACCACAGGGGAUAGCAGUUAAACAAGGUUUAGCACCUGCUUCGACUCUAGUCAAAGGGCUUGUCAGUAAAAACUCAGACAUGCAACUUAAAACCCCAGAGGAGGUGCAGUCCCAAAAAAGGAUAGAAGCGGCUUUGAAGGCAGUGAUGGAGGCCAACAAAAGAGAAAGAGAGGAGAGGGCUGCCAAGCGCCAAAAGCUGGAGCAUGAAAGAUCGGAGAGGCAGAAGCUAAAGAUCGAGCCACACCUGCAGGGAAAGCCUCCUCUUGAACCUCAGGUCAAUCCCACUGUGAAGCUGGCAUUGGAGCCUACACCAAUGGAGCGCCGCAGUGAAGAGGAACGGCGACUAUUUUGUACCAAAUAUUUCAACUGUAAUCCAUAUGCGACAAAAGCAGAGACUGAGGAGCUGUGCAAAAGGCUGUCUUUCACAAAACCAGAGCUAGCAGCCAUUUUUAGUGCACGCCGUACGAAGUGUAUGAAGAACAUUAAGAACAAUAGAGCAGCUAUACUCCUUGGCUUUAACAUGGCGGAGCUGAACAAAAUCAAACACAACCUGGACAUUCCUGAACAGAAGCCCCCAGAAACCUCGGACCAAACCGAGCAAGACACUGAUGAGGAGCACAUGGAGGACCAGAACGAGGAGGAGACAAAAUCACCGGAGCAGCCAGUGGAAGCGGCGCAGCCAGUGGAAGCGGCGCAGCCAGUGGAAGCGGCGCAGCCAGUGGAAGCGGCGCAGCCAGUGGAAGCGGCGCAACCAGUGGAAGCGGCGCAACCAGUGGAAGCGGCGCAACCAGUGGAAGCGGCGCAACCAGUGGAAGCGGCGCAGCCACUAUCAGAAGAUGAAAAAGAGAUUUAAAAAAAAUAUGAAUGGCCUUAUAUGUCCAUAUGUUUGUUACACAGUAAAGAAUAGAACUGUGCCACAUUUUACAUUUCAUAUAGAUAAUGGUAUAUUGCACAUCAACUUGACAGUGAGGUUUAGUUUUUCCCCACAUUAGUCUGGAUUUCUUUUCUUUAAUGUCAACAAGAUUACGUAUCUUAAGGGUACAGGGUACAGCCUCACCCCACCAUAGAAUCUUCACUAAAGCACUGAUUCCUGCUGCUGCACUUUUUAAAUUAACAUGUAUUUAUGUUUCCUGUUUCAAAUCUAGGAUAGUCAUUUUUACCUUUACACCAUUAAUGUGCAUUGGAUUGUUUAUUGCCACUUCCUCCCCUGACAUUGAAAUACAUUACAUUCAUCAUAGGAGAUAUAUUUUCAGUGUGUUUCAAUAUGUUGACGGUGCCAUGUAAAAGGCCAUAAGAAUGUAACAUUAUUAAAGCAGUUCAUGAGUGUCUGGUUACUGCUUUUCUCUGACCAUGCUUGCAUGACAUUGUUCUGUCAAUUACCAUAUUGAAGAUGUUGUAAAGUGUGCAUUUUCAGUGUCUUAUAAAAAGUACUAAAGGUAGAAAGUGUUUUAAAUUCCUGAGAUAUCUUAUUGUCCUCACAUGUUUUGUACUAUAUUUCUUACUCUAUUUCAUAAAGCAUUGCUAUGUGGAAACCUGGUUAAGGCAAAUAUGUAUGGUUAAAUAAAAUUGUUUUCUAAUUGUAAAUGACC
Molecule: messenger RNA, 4821 nt
Organism: Boleophthalmus pectinirostris (great blue-spotted mudskipper)
Lineage: Eukaryota; Metazoa; Chordata; Actinopteri; Gobiiformes; Gobiidae
Gene: adnp2b
Product: ADNP homeobox 2b
Exons: 4
Coding region: 939-4085 (1048 amino acids)
Biological process (GO): regulation of gene expression
Cellular component (GO): nucleus
Source: RefSeq, a predicted model, not a curated record